Molecule: messenger RNA, 495 nt
Organism: Haemonchus placei
Lineage: Eukaryota; Metazoa; Nematoda; Chromadorea; Rhabditida; Trichostrongylidae
Source: the annotation of a GenBank genome assembly
CGGAUUUUGAUUCAUAAACCAUGUUAUAGAUAUGUUGUCCCUAACGGCACACUCAUGGGCACCUCGUUUUUUGCAUGUUUCGGUUCAUGGCUAUCAUUGUCGGGACUGCUCUAUGUGCUUUGCUUUCUUUUCGGUGCUGAAAUUCCUAUGUUGCAACUGGUUUCAGUUUUUGGAUAUUCAAUGACAUCUCAUUGUCUUGUUUUGCUGCUGACCUCUAUUUAUCAUACCUCACAUGAUCACCUUUAUUUCUUCGUUUUGGUUGUAGUGUUCUGCCUACCUAGUGCUAUCAGAAUGGGUCUCCUGGUGUGCAUACAUGCUCGUAUUCCGUCACAUCGUGUUGUAUUGGCAGGAGCGGCAAUCGCUCUUCACACUGCUCUCAUAUUCUAUCUUCACUUCGGUUUCCAUGUCAUGCUUGAAGAAAUCGACGAAAUAAUAGACGGUACAGGAAAGGGCAUUGAAAAUGUCGUGAAAGGAUCGCUAUCACUCGAGGCAUAG